Molecule: messenger RNA, 1607 nt
Organism: Owenia fusiformis
Lineage: Eukaryota; Metazoa; Annelida; Polychaeta; Sabellida; Oweniidae
Source: the annotation of a GenBank genome assembly
AACAGAAAAAGAAACGAGAAAGACAAUUUAUAGGAAGCUACCAAAAGAUAUCAAACCAACCUUUGUAAAUGAACUGAGAAAAUAGCCACUGCUGCAAACUAAAACAUUAUACUGUAGCCAUGGGAGAUCCACUGAAACUGUACAUAAUUUUCCAAGGCGAGAUAGCUUCAGUACAGCCCUAUGGAGUGUUUGUUAAGAUACCAGGCAGUAAACAGCAAGGUCUUGUUCACAAGUCCCAAAUGUCAAAGGCUAAAGUUGAAAACCCAUCUGAAAUAGCUGAAAAGGGAGAGAUGGUAUAUUGCAAGAUCAUUUCAAUGGAGAGUGGUGGUGAGAAGAUAGGACUCUCUAUGAAGGUUCUAAAUCAAGACACAGGGCGAGAUUUGGAUCCCAACAAUGUCCAAACAAGUAUGGACGAGCAGAGGAGGAAGUCUGGUAAAGGGUUCACAAAGGAGAAGAUAGAGCUUGAAGCUGUUUUUAAUACAACAUGCAAGAAAUGUGGAGGGCAAGGUCACCUUGCUCAAGAUUGUUUCUUCCUUCCCGGUGGAGCCACCUAUCAGCUAGUGGGAGAUGAAGAGGAACCUGACCAGUUGGCAGAAUCACCCCCAAAGAAGAAAAAGAAGAAGGAGAAGUCCAAAAAGAAGAAAAAGCACAAGAAGCAACAACACAGUGACAGCGACGACUCUGAUGAUAAGAAGAGAAAAAAGAAGUCUAAAGACAAGAAAAAGUCAAGACGACAUAGCACAAACAGUGAAGAUUCCUCACAUAAUCGUCAUGGUAAUAAGGUGAGGGAAACAAAACGAAGGUCACCUUGUUCAUCCUCUUCUGAAUCAGAUUCAGAAGAUGAGCGAUCAAAGCCUAGAAAAAGACAUCACAAUAUUGAUGACCGUGAUGAUAAUAAAAGACAUAGGACUGAUCUUAAUGAAAACAGAUAUCGAGAUCAGCCGAGGAAAUUAGAUUCAUCCAGACAGAAGCGAGAAAAUAAUGUAUCUAAGAGGCAUGAUUCAAAGCUAGAGGACUCUUACAGAAAGUCUGAAAGACAUGGAUCAGAGAGACAUGAUUCUGAAAGACAUGGCACAGAAAGACACAAUUCUGAAAGACAUGAUUCUGAAAGACAAAGAUCAGAGAGACAUGAUUCUGAAAGACAUGGCACAGAAAGACACAAUUCUGAAAGACAUAGAUCAGAGAGACAUGAUUCUGAAAGACAUGGCACAGAAAGACACAAUUCUGAAAGACAUGGAUCAGAGAGACAUGAUUCUGAAAGACAUGGCACAGAAAGACACAAUUCUGAAAGACAUAGAUCAGAGAGAAAUGAUUCUGAAAGACAUGGCACAGAAAGACACAAUUCUGAAAGACAUGGAUCAGAGAGACACGAUUCUCGGCAUAGAUCAGAAAGAGAAUCAUAUUCUAGUAGUAAGCAUAGAGAACAUCCUAAGAACUAUGAAUCAAGAAAACAUGAUUCUGAAUCAAAAAGACAUGAUCAAAAUGACGAUAGUAGACAUUUUGAAUCAAAUCGGCAUGAUUCACACAAAAAUGAAUCGAGGAGACAUUCUGACCACAGAGAAUCCAAGAGACGCAAGUCUAAUUAUGAUUCAGAUUCAUCAAGCUAA